Messenger RNA from Bombyx mori (domestic silkworm), 5512 nucleotides. RefSeq names its product SR-related and CTD-associated factor 4 (gene Isha). Gene Ontology annotation, molecular function: RNA binding. The coding region runs from base 127 to 4443 and encodes 1438 amino acids. Gene Ontology annotation, cellular component: nucleus. The record is from RefSeq and is a predicted model, not a curated record. NCBI's taxonomy places the organism in Eukaryota, Metazoa, Arthropoda, Insecta, Lepidoptera, Bombycidae. The transcript is spliced from 24 exons.
CACCAACGCCAUUUUGUAAUUUUGAGCAUGUUGACUCGCUACGAAAAUGACUUUAAUUUUAUGUUUAACUAAUUAUCGUGAUGUGAACCGUAGUUAUUGUUAUUAAUAAGAAAGUAUAGUAAAAAAAUGGACAUGGCGGAAGUGAAAGCGUUCAACGCGGAGUUAUCCGGGUUGUACGACAACAAGCCGCCUAUAUCGAAGGCGAAGAUGAGUGCUAUCACUAAAGGUGCUAUAAAGGCCAUAAAGUUUUAUAAACACGUCGUGCACAGUGUUGAAAAGUUUAUACAGAAAUGCAAACCUGAGUACAAAGUUCCUGGCUUAUAUGUGAUCGAUUCAAUAGUGCGACAAUCUAGACAUCAGUUUGGACAAGAUAAAGACGUCUUUGCUCCAAGGUUCGCGAAGAACAUGCAGCAGACGUUUGCCAAUUUGUUUCGAUGCCCUGCUGAAGAUAAGCGUAACAUAAUCCGAGUUCUCAAUCUAUGGCAGAAGAAUAAUGUGUUUAGUCCUCAAGUUAUUCAACCAUUACUAGACAUGGCUGACCCCAACCAUCCACUUCAUCAAGAAAUACAACAGAAUAAUAAUGCUAAUGGCAGCAGUUUAAACUUAAGUCACAAUACAUCUGACAAACUAUCACCAAUACCUGCUCAACACACACCAAGAUCUGCAUCUCCUAUGGGUGAUCAGUUCCAGGAUGAGCCAUCUGGGCAGCCCGGUGUGAAAUUCAAUAGGAAAUUGCUCAAUGACUUUGAGUAUGAAAGUGAAGAUGAACCUCCAUCUGAUCCUCCUCCUCAGUCAACUCAGUCGUCUCAUUCCACACACUCAGGUCAUACUGGACAUUCUCAAUACAAUACUAACAGUGCUCCUUCAAAUCAGAAUCAAACUCAGAAUCCUGCUGAUGCUCUUGGGAGUAUACUUACAAAUCCAGAGAUUAUGAGACAACUACAGAGUCUGCAAGCCCAGAUGCAGAUGAUGACUGGGAUGCAAAUACCUAAUUUUAUGCCCAUGAUGUCUGAAAUGCAAAUGCAACAAAAUCAAGGACAAAAUUUAUUUAUGAAUUCUCAACUGGAGCAACAGAAACAAACAGAGACAAAAGAUGAUGUCGCCAAUGAAUCGGACAUAGAGUUUGUCGACACUGGACCGCAGGUGAUUGAGAUAACUGAUGCUAAUGACUCCAGGAGCCCGUCCCCGCGCGGGCGCCGCCACCGCUCCCGCUCCCCGCGACGCCGCCGCCGCUCGCGCUCGCCGCGCCGCCGUCGCGACAGGGAUAGAGACAAAGACAGAGAAAAGGAAAGAGAGAAGCAGAACAAAGAAAGAGAGGCAGAGAAAGAGAAACAAAGAGAAAGGGAAAAGAAAGGACUCCCACCAAUCAAAAAAGAACAUCUCAGUGUGUGCAGUACGACUCUAUGGGUGGGACAUCUGUCCAAGCUGGCGACGGCCGAGGAGCUGUCCGACCUGUUCGGCGCCAUCGGGGGCGUCACCUCCAUCGACGUGGUGGCUCCGCGGGGCUGCGCCUUCGUCGUCAUGGAGAGGCGCCGCGACGCCGCCCGCGCCCUGCAGCGCCUGCACAAGCACAAGCUGCACUGCAAGGAGAUCACCGUGGCCUGGGCGCCCGGACGGGGGGUCAAAGGGCGCGAGUGGCGCGACUACUGGGAGGCGGAGCUGGGCGCGUCGUACCUGCCGUGGGGCGCGCUGCACGAGCGCUGGACGCACGCCGCGCUGGCGCUGCACGCGCUCGAGGACGGCGGACACGUGGACGAGGACACGCUGCCGCCCUGGCUGCCGCCCAGGAUCCUUCCCAAAACGAUGAUGGAGAUGCCAAUGAUGCCCGUGAUGCCGCCGGUGUCGGGGGCGCCCGGCAUGAUGCCGCCCGCCAUGCCCAACAUGGCCGCGAUGCCCCCCAUGGCCAGCAUGCCCAGCAUGCCCGCGCUGCCGCCCACGCCCCUUCCCAACAUACCUCCAGAAUUCCUUGCAGGAGCGAUGUCCCUGGGAGGAGCCAACCCGCUGUCCGUCCCCGUGCCCAGAGGACCGCCCCCCGGGCUAGGAACAACAAUGCCCCCGGGUAUGACUCCGGCAAUGCCACCGGGCAUGAGACCCCCGGGGCUACCGUCCGGAGUACCGGGUCUACCGUCUGGGGCACCAGGACUGCAGAGCGACGCGGGCAUGGCGUCGGCGGGGCAGCUGCUGCGCCUGCCGCCGCAGAGCCUGGGACAGCCCGCCAUGGUGGGCGGCUUCCUGGGCGGCCUGCUGGGCGUGGGCGGCAUGCUCCCCGGGGUGCUGCCGAUGCCCAUGCCGUCUCUGCACCACAUGCACCAGCAGCAGCAACAGCAACAACAGCAGCAACAGCAGCAGCAACAACAACAGCAGCAGCACCAGCCGCAACAGCAGCAGAACGAGACGAGUGAGGCGGAGGACGCCAUGGAGCUGGACACGGAGGAGAGCCACGCGGACGCGGAGCCGCACGCGCCGCCCUCCAUGCUGCUGCCCGACCAGAUCCAAGCGCUGCUCUCGAAGCCUCCUCCGAACUUCAACGCGUCCGAGCCCCCGCCGACCUUCAACGCAUCAAAGCCCCCGCCCUUCAGCAUCAACCAGCCCCCGCCCUCGGAAGAUAAACUGGACGACGACAAGAAGAGCGACAAGGACAGAGACAAGAAGGACAAGGAGAGGGACAGGGAUAGGAGAGAUCGAGACCGCGACAGGCGGGACCGGGACAGGAGGGAGAGGGACAGGGGGGGUCGGGACAGAGACAGGGAACGUGAUGACAGAAGAGAUCGCGACAGAGACAGGGGAAGAGACAGGAGGGACAGAGAUAGAGAUCGCGAGAGAGACAGAGACAGACAACCGUCACGAGAUAACAGCGAUCGAAUAAAGGAGAAAUCGCCUCGAGCCCUGAGCGGCGAGAACGAGAAGUCGUUACAAGAGAGGCUGUGGGAGAUGGCCAACGGCAAGCCCAACGGAGCCGCCGACGAUAAGCGAGACUCCGGCGCCGAGGAGCGGCCCCCGCCCGCCGACCGACCCGACGCCGCGCCGCACGCCGACCACCCUGAGCACCGUGAGCACAGUGAGCACACUACGGACGCGGAGCCCCCCCGCGGCUGGAGCGCCGUGCCCCCGCGCGCCGCGCCCCCCGGCCCCCACGGGCCCCUCGGACCACACCUCGCCCCUCCCUUCCGAGCCGAAUUGAGAAUGAGGGGACCACCAAGGCAGCCGAUGCCAGGACACUGGAUGGACGGACCAGGACCUUUCGGUCCCAGGUUCAACGGCAUGGGACCACCCUUCAAUCGACCUCCGUUUGAAAGACCUCCUUUCGAGGGGGGCCCUCCGAUGUUUGACGGCCCGCCCCGUUUUGAACGUCCCCCAUUUAAUCGAAUGCCUUUCGAUAUGAAUCGUCCACCGUUCGACGGUUCCCGUCCUCCCUUUGACGGGCCCAGGCCGCCUUUCGACGGACCGAGACCGCCAUUCGAUGGUUCCAGGCCGCCCUUCGACGGACCGAGAAUGCCUUUCGACGGAACUAGGCCUCCGUUUGAUGGGCCCAGGCCGCCAUUCGACUGUUCUCGACCGCCGUUUGAUGGCCCAAGGCCCCCCUUUGAUGGCUCCCGUCCCCCGUUUGACGAUUCGCGAUCAUAUGACGGACCACCGUUUGAUGGCGACAGAUCUUUCGAAGGACCCCCAGAGUACAGAAACAAUAGAAGAUUCGACGACAGAGAACAGUACAACGAAAGAGGUUGGAACGGGGAAAGGGAGAGAGGAGACCGCGAGUGGGAGCGGAAGAACGAGUGGGACGACAGGAGACGGGAGCGGCGCGGGCCCCCCAGGGAGCACGACGAGCGCCAGCGGGACCGCAACCACGACCGCAGGAGGCAGCACGAGGAGCGCCGCCCGCCGCCGCCCAGGGACGACCUGCCCUCCGCGCCCACGCCCGCCCCGCCCCCCAGGAGGGACAAGGACAGGAAGUCGCGCUGGGGGGCGCCCGACGACACCGCGGCCCCCGACCUGCCGCAACCGCUCGACCAAACCGAGCAGCCACAGCCGGAUGAACCUCUACUCGACCUCGACAACAUAGUCAUGCCUCCCAGCCAGGAGGAGAGCCUCGACACCGACGCGCCUGACGACGUCGAGAACGGAGACGAGUCUAACCUUGAACCUGCGGAACAGCACGAGCCCGGCAGCGACGCCGAGCUCGACGCGGAGCACGACGCCGAGCACGACGCCGACACGCAACACUCGGGCGGGACCGAGCCCGAGGACCACAACGAGCCACCCAGUGAGAGCGCGUCGACCCUCUACGACGCUAACGACGCCGUGGACACCAGCUUCGCUGCCGCCGUCCCGGAGCAGGACGAGGACUCCAAACCCUCCACUGCGGAGCCGGCGGCGGAGCACAGCGACGCGGCGGACAUAUUCAGUGAGGAGUCCAAGGAAGAGAGCAGGCAGUCGGCGGCCUGACACCGGCGCCGGUGGAAGGUCGGCUACUUCCAGUGGAAAUGAUUCGGGUGGCGGCCCUGGCUCGCGACGCGCCACGGGCUCCCAGCGCAACGCCAAAGAUUGUUUAAAUUUUAUACACAAAAGAUAAUAUUGAAAUAUACGAGUGCCUUAUUGGUUACCGACAUGGUGUUUUGUUUUGUCGCCGGCGCCGCGGGAGAGGAACCCGCCUCGGCGCUCAAGUGGAGUGACCCGGGCCAGGUACGGUUGCUAGCGGACGCGCCCGCCGAGCACGGCGCCGCCGACACGGGCGCGCCUGUACUCGGCGGGCGGGUGUGCUUUUUAUUCGACACAACCGAAAUGGAAGCAAAUCAAUUAAUAGAUUUAAAUGUUUUUUUUUUUAUCAACAUUACAAUUGUAUUUUUAUUUUUUAAUGUUUUUGACGCGGUGUUUCCAUUUCGGCUUGUUAUAUCACUGGCGAUGUGUGCAAACCUCGACUGCGGCCGUCCCACCCGAAUCGACCGAUCAAGGAACAGGAGCGUCCCGACAUCCGGAAGACAUGAAGAUACUAGUUGUAUGUUGAAACGUUGUUGACGAACGAUUAUGAUCGAGUUAGAACAGUGAUUCGAUUUUUAAAUCUCAGAUAAAUCGAAUAAUCGUAUUACAUCUCUUUAAAUGUUACGUUUCAUUUAACGCAAAUUUAUAUAUUAUAUACAAAUUACGGUGAAGGUAGAAAAGGAAAUAAGUAACUUAUAAAAUCUAUAAGAUAGAUAACAUUUGAUCGUUUGUCAUUAAGACACGUAGGAAGCAUUCUGAUUGUUAGCGGAUAGGCGAUGUGACGAAUUGAACGAGCGAAGUGCGUCGUGAAAAUUUUAUGAAAUAAUUCAUAUCGUAUUUUAUUUUUUCCAUAGUUGUUUAACAUAUUUUUGGGGCUUACUAACUCUGGGUCGUAUACUCAAAUUAAUGUUAGAUUAAUAAAAUAUAUAUAUAUAGGUAUAUAAUUAAAAAAGAUAUAUUUCAAUGCAUGCUGAAAUGUUUGUACAAUGAUUAUUUUUUUGUGAUUUCAAUAAAUAUCUUUGGAAAAAUUGAACAA